ACUUACUGGGCCUCCUGCCUGGGUUGUGGCACCUCCGCCAAAAUUUCGAAUCGAGCGAACAUCACGCCCGGUCGACUAACCUUUACAGCCAUCCCGACCCAGGAACAACCGCCGUCAAGAUGGUUUCCGCCAAGAAGCACGUCCCAAUCGUGAAGAAGCGCACGACGCGCUUCAACCGUCACCAGAGUGACCGGUUCAAGUGCCUCGAUGCCAGCUGGCGCAAGCCCAAGGGUAUCGACAACCGUGUCCGGAGACGCUUCCGUGGCACCAUGGCCAUGCCCUCGAUCGGCUUUGGCUCCAACAAGAAGACCCGCUACAUGAUGCCCUCCGGCCACAAGGCUUUCCUUGUCAGCAACGUCAAGGACGUCGAGCUCCUGAUGAUGCACAACCGCACCUACGCCGCUGAGAUCGCCCACAACGUCUCCUCCCGCAAGCGAAUUGACAUCAUCGCCCGCGCGAAGCAAUUAGGCGUCAAGGUCACCAACGCCAAGGCCAAGGUCACGACCGAGGUGUAAAAGGGGAGAGGCGAGAGAGAAAACCUUGCCCCAGGGGAAGGUGUUUUACCACAGCCGGGGGAAACCAACGACGAGCGAGGGUGGCGGCAGCGGAGGUGGUUUCAUAUUGGGAAAAGAAUCCGAGAAAAAAAAACUCGAUUUGCGGUUCUGGAACCAACUGUUCCACCUCUCUCCUCCCUCCCUUCCUCCUCCUUCUCCUUUCUGCUUUGGCCACCAAACAAACAAACGGGUUGCAUCGGGAAUGGGGUUUUGCGUUGCGUUGACGGGUAAAAACGUUUGUUGCUCUUAUCGCACUUGACGGGGCGCGGACACGGGAUCUCCUGGCAUUGUAUUUGUCCACUGCUAGAGAGAAUAUGACGCACCUAUUGACGACACGCCGUUGGCACCUUGUGUGCGCCCUGCGUUGACAACGUGAUGAUGUAUAUCCUUGUUCCGACUAUAUCAUAAUUCACGCCUCGUACUCAUCAUGGCCAAGUCAAGC
Molecule: messenger RNA, 996 nt
Organism: Purpureocillium takamizusanense
Lineage: Eukaryota; Fungi; Ascomycota; Sordariomycetes; Hypocreales; Ophiocordycipitaceae
Gene: RPL32
Product: 60S ribosomal protein L32
Exons: 5
Coding region: 120-515 (131 amino acids)
Biological process (GO): translation
Cellular component (GO): cytosolic large ribosomal subunit; ribosome
Molecular function (GO): structural constituent of ribosome
Source: RefSeq, a predicted model, not a curated record